GGCAACAUCUCGCUCGUGUCUCCGGGGGUGACGGCCACUGCCCCCUCACCAGUGACUUGUGUUGUACUAGAAAAAAAAAAAGAAAGGAAAACUUAAUGAACUUGGAUUAUUAUAUAUUUAUUAUCGUGUGACUGUGAACUGAUACUUUACCGAGUGGAUGGAAUAUUUCAACAAGAUGGACGGUGGCGGAGGGUUCGUUCGAGCUGGGUUACUUGGCCUGACCCAGGGCGUCUCCCUUCACGACCCACUGCGCCUACACCACGCCCUACACACCCAGGCGUCUGACAGCGUGAAGGACGGCACCUCCACCACCUCCCUCCUGCGUCCCCUCUCAGACUACCCUCACCUACCCCUCCUCCCCUUCACCGCCCCUCCUUUCCUCCACCCUCACCUUGACCCACGCCUUCCUUUCUCACCCUCCGCCUUCCAUCCGCUCCAUUCCCACGCCCACGAAGCCCACGCCCGCGCCCAUGAUGCCCACGCUAAGUUACCCCCACCACCCACGGGCAGUCUCUCCGGGUCGGCGUUCUCCCCUCUGCCAGCCAAGACGGCGAAGAUGGAAGAUGGAGGAUGCUCCUCCUCAGUCAUCCCCUGCUCCUCCUCAGGGCUCUUCUCCCCCGCCCUCCUUGCCUCCCUCGACCCCCGCACCGCCUUCCUCACGGGCGGCGGAGGCGGUGGCGGAGGCGGCGGAGGUGGGGGCCUGGGUUUGUUAGAGGACCGGCGCGAUUCACCGUCCCCGCGUGGGUCUCACGGGUCCCGGGAGUCCCCAGGCCACGCCCGCGACACCGACACACCCAACUCUAACAGCGACGAACCCAAAGGACGGAAGCCCCGCCCCGGAGAGUCAUGGUGCCCCGUGUGUGGGGUGACACUUCGCCCCGGAGAGUUGGAGACUCACCUCACCCACGAACUGGACAAGCUGGUGCGCCUCCCCCAGUCCCGCCCACUCUCCCAGCGUACGCCCACGCCCACUACCUCCACGCCCACAACCAGCACCACGCCCACGCCCUCGUCGUCGUCAGCAGUCACCAGCGUGGCCGCCUCAGUCACCUCGCCUCUAAGCCCACACCCUGUACACGCCCGCGCCCGUGACCCUGGAUGGGAUACGUAUCAGCGGGUGCGAGCCAAUCGUCAGGUGCGGCUGAGGGCCAAGAAGCGACGGUCAGGCCGCAGCGAUGAGUGCGGACCCGCCUGCCCCGUCUGCGGUGAGAGGGUGUCUGCUGCCACUCCUGAAGACCUGCACGCCCACGUUGAGUCCUGCCUCCGUCGGUCUGGAGGAGUACUGUCUGGUCUCCUGCAGGGGGGUGGUGAGGACGAGGUGGUGGACGUGGAGGGGGACGGCCCCUACGAGGAAUAUGAGUGGUGUGGACAGAGACGCGUCAGGGCAUCUUCACUUCUCAGGCCUCAGCCGCCGCUUCUUGUAGCGUUGCGUGGAGCGCCCGACUGUCACAAAAUAAACCUCUUCUUCACGACUCCGGCAGAUCGUCACAGAGAAGGUGGCAGCGAGCGUAGCGGAGACUCUGAGAUGACCAGUGGAGGAGGAGUGAUGGAGGGCAGCGAUGGAGGAAGCAGAGUGGAGCCCAUGAGUGUGGAGUUGGAGGCCCUCAAGGAGAAAGUGCGAGUGUUGGAGCGGGACGGCGCCGCCCCCUCCAAGUUCCUUUGCCUCGUGUGUCAGACGGAGUACGACCGGCCAGCGGUGUCUGUGGUGUGCUGGCACGUGCUGUGUGAGGCCUGCUGGGCACACACUCUGGGUGUGAAGAGCGAGUGCCCACAGUGUUCCCAGUCUGUUUCCCCCGAGGACCUGCGCCCCAUCCAUUUGUGACCACCAACACCAGCCUAGCAGUUCACCGGCAGCCCCGCCACCUCCACCCGCACACCCACACCCAUGCU
Homarus americanus (American lobster) is the source of this 1890-nucleotide messenger RNA. Its product is annotated as E3 ubiquitin-protein ligase Rnf220-like. The coding region runs from base 158 to 1822 and encodes 554 amino acids. The transcript is spliced from 9 exons. Gene Ontology annotation, biological process: protein ubiquitination. The record is from RefSeq and is a predicted model, not a curated record. Gene Ontology annotation, molecular function: ubiquitin protein ligase activity. NCBI's taxonomy places the organism in Eukaryota, Metazoa, Arthropoda, Malacostraca, Decapoda, Nephropidae.